UCGCUUGUCAUUGAAAUGUCAAAUCGACAUACGUUAUCAAUAUUGUUGAUACGGCAGUUUCGCUGUAAUUUUUUGCCGAGAACCCGUAAAUGUAAACUUUGUAAAAUAAAAAUGGAACCAAAAGUGAAUUUAAAAGAAGACCCGGCAUACGUGAAACUACAAGAAUUCUACAAUUCGAACGCCGAUAAAAUUAAUAUUCAACAACUCUUUCAAAAGGAUCCCGAACGUUUCAACAAGUUCAGUCUACGCAUCCCCACACCUAAUGAUGGAGACAUCUUGUUGGAUUACUCAAAGAACAGAGUGGACGAUGCUGCAUUAGCUCUGUUGCUACAACUGGCUAGAAGUCGCAAUGUGGAACAAGCUAGAGAUGCUAUGUUUACUGGCCAAAAGAUCAACUUCACUGAAGACCGAGCAGUGCUGCACAUAGCUCUCCGCAACAGACAGAACAAGCCCAUACUGGUCAAUGGCAAGGACGUCACUCCUGAUGUGAACGCUGUACUGGCUCACAUGAAGGAGUUCUCUGAACAAAUUAUCAGUGGCAGUUGGAAAGGGUACACUGGCAAAUCUAUCACAGAUGUCAUCAACAUUGGUAUCGGCGGCUCCGACCUCGGCCCUCUCAUGGUCACUGAGGCGCUUAAGCCAUACGCCAAUCAACUAAAGGUGCAUUUCGUGUCAAAUAUCGACGGCACCCACUUAGCGGAGGUGCUCAAACGGUUGAACCCCGAGACAGCGCUCUUCAUCAUCGCGUCCAAAACCUUCACCACACAGGAGACCAUCACCAACGCCACUUCGGCCAAGAACUGGUUCCUUGAAGUCGCUAAAGAUCCAUCAGCAGUAUCGAAGCAUUUUGUUGCUUUGUCAACGAACGCCGAGAAGGUGACCGCUUUUGGCAUCGACCCCAAGAACAUGUUCGGCUUCUGGGAUUGGGUGGGAGGCAGGUACUCCUUAUGGUCUGCGAUCGGUCUGUCCAUUUCUCUCUACAUUGGCUAUGAUAACUUUGAGAAACUGUUGGACGGUGCCAACUUUAUGGAUAACCAUUUCACGACGGCACCUUUGGAGAAAAAUGCACCAGUACUUCUUGCGUUGCUCGGCGUGUGGUACAGCAACUUCUAUGGCGCUGAAACGCACGCAUUGCUGCCUUACGACCAGUACCUACACAGGUUCGCGGCGUACUUCCAGCAGGGUGACAUGGAGAGCAACGGCAAAUACGUGACGCGCAGCGGCCAGCAGGUGCCCUACAGCACGGGGCCCAUCGUGUGGGGCGAGCCCGGCACCAACGGCCAGCACGCCUUCUACCAGCUCAUCCACCAGGGCACCAGGUUAAUUCCCUGUGAUUUCAUAGCGCCAGCGCAAACCCACAAUCCGAUAUCCGGUGGACUCCAUCACAAGAUCCUGUUGGCUAACUUCUUGGCUCAAACGGAAGCUCUCAUGAAGGGGAAGACUUCUGAUGAAGCUAAGGCGGAGUUGGAGAAGUCCGGCAUGGCGCCCGAGGCGGUGGCCAAGAUCCUGCCGCACAAGGUGUUCAAGGGCAACCGCCCCACCAACUCCAUCGUUGUGAAAAAAGUCACCCCCUUUGUACUUGGGGCACUGAUUGCCAUGUACGAACACAAGAUCUUCACCCAAGGCGUGAUCUGGGACAUCAACUCCUUCGACCAGUGGGGAGUGGAGCUCGGCAAGCAGUUGGCUAAAGCCAUAGAGCCAGAGCUGCAAGACAAGAGUCCUGUCUCCUCCCACGACGGCUCAACCAACGGACUCAUCAACUUCUUGAAGGCCAACUUCGCUUGAACCAUCAAUAGUUGACGCAAAACAUAUAUUUGAUGUUGUGAUUCACAAUUGUAUAAAGAGGAUCUGUCUAAAUCUAUGGUUUCUUUGGGACUUUGGAUUUGGGUCUGUCUAAUUUUUUAGUAUAUCCUCUGAGCUUUAAUUGUAAAAACUCCAUUUUUUUAUUUUCACUCGCAUUUUUAAAUCAAGGCACUAUUGCUAUUUUCUAAAUCUCCUAAUUUUUCCUAAUUGACCGAAAUCUUAAAACUAGAUCUUUAUUAGAAUUUAACAAAAUCAAUAAGACAGACAGAAGUCUUGAAAUUGACCAACUUAAUAUUUUUUUGUAAACACAUAGAUUUAUACAUUUUAAAAGUUUUAUAUAAAAGUGCAAAUAUUUUAUAGAAAUUACAAUGAGGUAAUAUGGUCGCAGUAGCGAAUAUUAACUAAAAUAUAAUUUAGAUUACAUACAAACUUUUUAAAUUAUUAUUUAAUUCGUAUAGAGAAAUUUUUAUUGGUAUGUUAGUGAUUGAUUAAUGUAUUUAUUGUAAAGUAAGGAAAAAGUAUUUGAGAUGUAUUUUGAAAUGUUUUAUCUCAUUUAAAUGUUUAUAGAUGUAUUUUAUUCGAUUUAGAAUAAAUAUUAUGUAUUUA
Molecule: messenger RNA, 2409 nt
Organism: Bicyclus anynana (squinting bush brown)
Lineage: Eukaryota; Metazoa; Arthropoda; Insecta; Lepidoptera; Nymphalidae
Gene: Pgi
Product: glucose-6-phosphate isomerase
Exons: 12
Coding region: 16-1785 (589 amino acids)
Biological process (GO): glucose 6-phosphate metabolic process; gluconeogenesis; glycolytic process
Cellular component (GO): cytosol
Molecular function (GO): glucose-6-phosphate isomerase activity; carbohydrate derivative binding; monosaccharide binding
Source: RefSeq, a predicted model, not a curated record